This is a messenger RNA of Gamsiella multidivaricata, 4589 nucleotides long. RefSeq lists its product as uncharacterized. Gene Ontology annotation, cellular component: cell cortex; mitochondrion. Lineage: Eukaryota; Fungi; Mortierellomycota; Mortierellomycetes; Mortierellales; Mortierellaceae. Gene Ontology annotation, molecular function: tubulin binding; phospholipid binding. Gene Ontology annotation, biological process: microtubule cytoskeleton organization; maintenance of protein location in cell cortex; dynein-driven meiotic oscillatory nuclear movement. The record is from RefSeq and is a predicted model, not a curated record. The coding region runs from base 362 to 4414 and encodes 1350 amino acids. The transcript has 4 exons.
CUUCGCUGAACAAUCUACCCAUUCUUGUCAGCCUUGGGAGGAGGAACCUCGGGUGCUUGCUCUUAUGGGAUAUGAGAUUUUCAUCUACAACAGCAAAAAGUGCUCUUGUACAUGCCAUAGUUAAUUACUGUCUAUCUUUUAUUAUCCCACCAGUCGUGCUCUUUUUGAUCAUCUAUUCUUGGGGCAUACGCUAAUCGCUUGCCGCUAUUGUCGAUGGGAUGGCAAAGAGCUGAACAAACACCUUGUAUUUUUUUUAUUGGUCGCUUUCUUCGCGUGUAUGCAUUUAUCAUGCAUAGCUCAUGCAUUACACGCCUGUCUACGGAGGAAAGAUGGUUAUUCAGACCCUUGAGCGCUCUAUGGGAUGAGCCGUUCUUGCCUUAAAAGAUACACGAAAAUAGAUCAAGGGUCUUUUUUCACACAGUACUCGGGUAUUCUUCACGCCACUAACAUCCGCAAUUUGGUUUCCGUUUGCCCAUCUGGUCUUACGCAGCCAGCGAUAGACACCCAACCCUUAGAGAAUGAUGGAGCGUCUCGUUCAGGAUCCGGCGUUCUUGGACCCAGUGCACUUCCGUCCAGUGCUCUGCCGGCACAAAACAUCACGAAGCCUCGCCGACACAAAGUUGUUGUUCCUUCCGCACCAUCGAUGAAUGACCCUGCGUUUCCCGUUCAGAUUCAGGAAGAGCUGCUCAACCAAGUUCGCUACUGGACUUCUCAGGCGGAAAUGAAGGAGAAGCUGAAUCAGGAAUAUGACACCAAGAUCACGGAGAUGGAGCGUAUCAUCGAUGCUCUCAACAAGCAGAGACGCAUGCGUGAAGAGAGCGAUGAACGCCAAAAAGAGGAUCAAUGGAACCUGGAGUUGAUGAACCAAGAACUUCGGUCUCAGAACACGGAGUUGCAGCAACAACUCUCAAGGGCGGUACAUGAGAACUCAAAAAUCCAGAAGGCGCUGUCUGCGGCAUCAGAGCAGCUGGAGCAAUUUAAGGACAAGGAGGAACGGACUGCUGGCCAGCUCGAGCUCACAAAGUCCAGACAUGAACAGGAUAUGAUGACGAUGCGAAAGCACACGGCAGGAAUUCAGCGGGAAAAGUCCGACCUAAUGAAAAAACUGGAGGAGCUUAACGCGACCGUGGCGCAACAGCAACAGAAACUCGCCAAGAAGGCCACCAUGGAUGCCCUCGCGCUUGCACAAGAGAAAGAAAAAGCGGAGCAGGAGCUAGAGAGUCCUGUCGAGGCACCCAUUUUGAUCCAAGCACCGCCGCGCUUGCCCGCUAACGACGAAAUCGUUUCCAACCUCGCAGCCCCCGUUGUGGUAGAGACAAAGACAACAUCGCUCGCUCGCGAAACUUCUUUUGCGCAUCAACAGUCCAUCAUCAGCGAGCUUCAGUCCAAGUUGAGUCAGGAGAUUACUGCAAAGGAGCAGUUGGUCGCAGCCAAGGAGGAGUUGCUCAAUGAAAAGGAGGAGCUCGUCAAGAUGUUGGCAGACCGUGAGGAGACUAUCGAGACCCUCAGACUGGAGAGCACUAUGGGACUUGAACCUAUUGUUCAUCAUGCCGCGGAUAUGGUAGGACAAGUCUCAGGAGAUCUGCAGGAGCCUAUCCACGACAGCAUCAUCGGCCAGGACGAAACGCGAGGUCUUCCUGUGUUGAGACCCUCGUCUCCAAUCCACGCUGGCGGCCUCUUUGCUGAGCUGGCCCAAGCGAAAUCGACCGAAGAGCCCAUCAAGCCAACUGUCGAGUACAAGGAUCAGGAAGCGAUGACAGAACCGAUCGAAAGCUGGAUUCAUACCAUCCCAGGAUUUGUACCUGCGCCUACACCUGCACCUGCUGCUCAAGAGCAGACCAAGGUCGGGGCCGAGAUCAAGGUCGGGACCGAGACCAAGGUCGAAACGGAGACCACUUCCAUCGCCACCAAGGUCGAAACGGAGACUACUUCCAUCACCACCAAGAUCGAGACCGAGACCAAUUCCAUCGCCACAAACACGGAUGUUAAAUCUUUGGCUGACGGUACAACAUCAACAGACGACUUGCCUGCUCCAUCUACUGCUUCCACUGCUGUGGAUGCUGUUCAGCCGAAAACCGAAGCUUCGUCUGCACCCAAGCAACUAGCCAAGACAAUGGUCGAUAACACGACAUCAACGGACGAUCUACCUUCGCCCAGCGUUCUUCGGGCCGACACCUUGACGGAGCUGGUGAGUACCAAGACCUUGGUUGAUAGUGCGACGUCAACGGACGACUUGCCUGUCACCAAGGCAUCUACUUCGGAGUCGAGCAUCAAGGCUACAGUGACAUCUGCAAUUCGAAAUGGACUUCCUGCCAAUAUCAUCACAAGAAGACUCGACGUGGAGACCAAGUCUAUCAACUCCCUGGACUCCAACAACGUCACUACCCCCACCGUUAAUAGUCUCGAAAUCGCCUCUAUUCGCCUCCCCGAGAUACUGGAUCAAGUUCAUGAGAUUGCUCAAGCCAAGCCUGUGGAGCCAGCAUUCGUUGAGCCCUAUGCUGCGGAGGAGUCUUUGGCGCCUGAGGAGGCCAAGGUCGUGAACAAUCUUGAGCUCGAAAUAACCGAACCUGUGCCUCGAUUCAUGCUCUCGGACAUCCCACUGGAUGAUGAGCGUCGCCACACCUGCGACAUGAGUCAGGGUAUGACUGACUCCUCAUCCCAGGCGGUGCCCCCAGUACCCGCGAUCCCCAAGGAUAUUGCUCGGUCAAGACCCAGCACUGUUGUCAAGAGUACAGAGAUACAGGAGUUCAGAGUGUCCUUCGGCUCGGCAUUUGGUGAUGCUGGUGGAUCUGCCACAGAUACCGGACGCAUUGAACCAAUGUAUUCUUCAGCCAGAGACGACGACGAGAUGGUGAGCGAUCGCCAGCAAUACCACAGCAACGACCAAAUUGAAGGCGAAGGCGAGCAGCAAGCCAAGCUGUUGUCUCCUGGACGACCCGCCACAGGACCGCCAUCCACUCUAUUGGCCCGCGCAGCUGCACGAGCAAGCAUGGUUCCUGAGCUCGACACUGAAUCUUUCGGCAACAAUGCCGCUUCUAACGGAACAAAUUACAGUAACGAAGAAAUCUCUUAUUCCACCAGCAUCGCUCAUCCGGCAUCACCACCAUUGACAUUCCCUCCACGGGCAGCGUCUAUCCGGUCGGUUUCUAUGCGUUCAGAGAAGCGCUUUGCCAGUUCUUCCCCACCACCACCUCACCCACGUCCUCCCAUGUCUACUGGAGCUGCAGUGAUCUCGGGAACGACACGAACCGCUUAUACCUUCCAAAACAGCUCCAGUCAAGUACAUGUCCCUCAGAGCCAACAGCUCAGCCAGCAAUCGCAGUAUCAACAUAUAACGGAUUCAUCCGGCGCCAGCAUCGGCCGCUCCAGAUACCGCCCAUCGCCAAGUGGAUCCGUUUCUAGCAUGUCAACGGAUUAUGGUGCACCCCAUCUUGAUCGCCGUCUGUCUGUGAGCUCAAACUACGAUGGCGCAUCCACCCCAACGGAUCCUACUAUGAUCCAGCUCAUUACGCAGACCAUGAUUGGAGACUACCUCUGGAAGUAUACCCGUCGGCCAAUGGCGAGCGUGAUCAGCGAGAAGAGACAUCGUAGAUACUUUUGGGUCCACCCUUAUACCAAGACCAUGUACUGGAGUCUUAAUAAUCCAGCUGCAGAUGGAUCUCGCGAGCAGCGCGCCAAGAGUGCUUUGAUCGUCAAUGUAUACCAGGUUACGGAUGAGAACCCAUCAGGCAACUCGGAUUUGCCCAAUGUCAGCUUGCUCGUCCAGACAUCAAGCCGCAACCUGAAAUUGACUGCGCCCACUCGUGAGAAGCACGACCACUGGUUUAAGUCCUUGGCAUAUCUUUUGUCCCGUCCCACGACACCCGGUGCCGACAUUGCUACAGACAACCAAACGUGGUCAGAAGUCCAGGCUGCUCGUGGUGUGAACUCGGACACGUUGCUUACGAUCAAGAACGAGAAGUCGGUUCGCAAGAAGAGCUCGUUCAACCGCCUCCAGAACAUGUUUGGUCGAUCCAAAGAUGUUUCUCCCUCGGGAUCCCCGAGGUCUGCCAAUGCCGUCACAGUCCCUGAAUCUAGUCUGAACUCCGGGGUGUCUUCAUUCUCCGCCAACCAUAAUGGUUCUUUUGGAGGAGUCAAUACGAGUGAUGGAGCCAACGCUGCCGAUAGCAUGACGAUACUCGACAAUGGUGGCGAGACAGGGAGCGUUGUGGACAGCGUGGUCGGGUACCCGAGUCAUAUGGUGAAUGCGCAGAAUGCAGUCGGGGGCUAUGGCACCAUGAACGGCGGACGGAUUACGUCGCACGCGGAUGAAGUGGACAGGGAUGAGGACGAUGACGAGGAUGUGGAGCUACCGGAACAUGUCCGUCAGUGCUGUGAUGGAAAGCAUGACAUUGGAGCGCUGCACCACCACUAGUAUGCAUAUUACGAACGACCUAGGCGAGAUGGUAGCCCAGAAACCAUAAAGCUAACAUAAUAAAAACGAUAAAGCUUUUCCACCAGCAUCCAUAUCCACGGGCCCCAAGCUUAGAAUCGCAGCAGUCGAGUGACAUUCACAAUCUGAGACCGAAAAAAAAAAAAAAAAAAAAAAA